CCCAGGAUGCGGGUCCUGACGCCCCCCACCCUCCUCCUGCUGCUCUCGGGGGCGCUGGCCCUGACCCCCAGCUGGGCCGCCGCGGCCCUGCCCUCCGUCCGCCCCCCAGGCCCCCACUCCCUGAGGUAUUUCUACACCAGCAUGUCCCGACCCGGCCGCGGGGAGCCCCGGUACCUCGAAGUCGGCUACGUGGACGACACGCAGUUCGUGCGGUUCGACAGCGACGCCCCGAAUCCGAGGAUGGAGCCGCGGGCGCCGUGGAUGCAGCAGCCGUGGGUGGAACAGGAGAGGCCGGGGUAUUGGGAGGAGGAGACGCUGAAGGCCCAGGGCCAGGCACAGGUUUUCCGAUUGGGCCUGCAGACCCUGCGGGGCUACUACAACCAGAGCGAGGACGGGUCUCACACCAUUCAGAGGAUUAUUGGCUGCGAGAUGGGACCCGACGGCCGCCUCCUCCGCGGGUACAGACAAGACGCCUACGACGGCGCCGACUACAUCGCCCUGAACGAGAACCUGACCUCCUGGACCGCGGCCGACAUGGUGGCUCAGAUCACCCAGCGCAAGUGGGAGGCGGCCGGUGAGGCACAGUGUAUGAGGAGCUACCUGGAGGGCACCUGCAUAGAGUGGCUCCGCAUUUACCUGGACAAAGGGAAGGAGACCCUGCAGCGCGCAGACCCUCCAAAGGCACACGUGACCCACCACCCCGUCUCUGCCCGUGAGGUCACCCUGAGGUGCUGGGCACUGGGCUUCUACCCUGCGGACAUCAGCCUGACCUGGCAGCGUGACGGGGAGGACCAGACCCAGGACAUGGAGCUGGUGGAGACCAGGCCUGCGGGGGACGGGACCUUCCAGAAGUGGGCGGCCGUGGGGGUGCAGAGAUACACGUGCCAUGUGAAGCACGAGGGGCUGCCCGAGCCCCUGACCCUGAGAUGGGAGCCGCCUUCUCAGACCUUCAUCUUCAUCAUCAUCAUGGGCAUUGCUGGGGGCCUGGUUCUGCUGGGAGCUGUGGCUGGAGCUGUGAUGUGGGGGAGGAGGCGAUUAGGUGGAUGUGGAGGGAGCUAUGCUCAGGCUGCCACGUGAGGCAGCUUCCUUGUGGGGACUGAGUGAUGGAAGAUGUGUUCACACUCCCACUUCCUGACUCCAGAACCUCUGAUUGGGGGCUGGCCCCACCCUGCUCCCCAUGCUUUCCUGUCAGCAGAGGCGGGCUGGGUCCUCGCAUCCCUGCCUUUACUCCCUGGGGCUCUGAAAUACAACUUCCUGCUCCGUAUUUAAAUGAGAUUCUGGAUGUGACUUUGUUCAUUUCUUGCCAUGAAGCGUUGAUGGCUUAACUACGGGAUGGCUGAACAUCUGAGAGGAUAUUAAUGGAAGCACCUAGAACUUUCAUGGAUCACAUGUUUUUGUUGCUGAGCCAGUCACAGGUGGAGACAAGGGAAGCUGUGAGGAUGGAGAAUGCCCAGUGCAUCGUGGGCUUUGACCUGUUCACUCCUCGGCCAGGUCACCUCACUGCUCCUCUGACCUUGUCCCUCAGUGGAACCCUGUCCCACCAGGACCUGUGGUCACAGGUACUCAUAUCCUUCUGGCCUUGUCCUGUGUCCUAAUUCAGAGCAUCUCCAGGACCCUGGACAGCAAGGGCUUUUGAGGUGGAGUCAGCUUGGACUCAGGCCUGGGUUCUGCCCUCAGCCCUAAUCAUAGGGGUGUUUGUGGUUUGUUUUUGUAGAUGUUCCUCUCCCUCUCACUGUCUCUCCUCCUCUCUCCCCCUCUGUCCAAUCAAUAGAAAGAUUGAUUACCUUGGGUGAGGAGUAAUGACAACAAAAAAGAAUCAGGCAAUGAAUACAUAAAUAAGUG
Messenger RNA from Myotis brandtii (Brandt's bat), 1842 nucleotides. RefSeq names its product saoe class I histocompatibility antigen, A alpha chain-like. The record is from RefSeq and is a predicted model, not a curated record. Gene Ontology annotation, biological process: positive regulation of T cell mediated cytotoxicity; antigen processing and presentation of endogenous peptide antigen via MHC class Ib; antigen processing and presentation of endogenous peptide antigen via MHC class I via ER pathway, TAP-independent. Gene Ontology annotation, molecular function: signaling receptor binding; peptide antigen binding. Gene Ontology annotation, cellular component: external side of plasma membrane. The coding region runs from base 7 to 1077 and encodes 356 amino acids. Lineage: Eukaryota; Metazoa; Chordata; Mammalia; Chiroptera; Vespertilionidae. The transcript is spliced from 8 exons.